Melanotaenia boesemani (Boeseman's rainbowfish) is the source of this 1460-nucleotide messenger RNA. RefSeq lists its product as uncharacterized. Gene Ontology annotation, cellular component: external side of plasma membrane; membrane raft. The transcript has 6 exons. Gene Ontology annotation, biological process: T cell activation; positive regulation of ERK1 and ERK2 cascade; interleukin-15-mediated signaling pathway. The record is from RefSeq and is a predicted model, not a curated record. Gene Ontology annotation, molecular function: MHC class II protein binding; protein tyrosine kinase binding. The coding region runs from base 101 to 973 and encodes 290 amino acids. Lineage: Eukaryota; Metazoa; Chordata; Actinopteri; Atheriniformes; Melanotaeniidae.
UAAUUUUCAUCCAGUAAAUCGACCAGAAAGAGGAACCAGAGCCAACAUGUAGAAAUCUGUAGCAGAGAAAAGCCUCACAACGUUCACAGAGAGACACAGAAUGGCUCUGCUGGAGUUCGUUUUAAUUCUGCUGCUUCACGCUGAAGCAGGCGUCAGUGGAGGAAGAAUCGAUCUCUACAAUAAACCUGGAGAUGAGGUUGUUUUACCUUGUAACAGUAAACCAUCACCUUCCUCAUGUUCCAAUGUUAACUGGAUUUACACCAGAGAUCAAGAACGUGCAGCUGAAGAGGAGGUUGUAGAAGGAAAUGUUAAUAAAAACUCGGCUCGAGCUGCCAGACUGAGUGUGAACAGUAACUGCUCUCUGAUCAUCAACAACAUCACUGAUGAAGAUGUCGGUCAUUACAUCUGUGGAUAUUGGAAAAGUUUUGACAGCGACUCAUAUGUGUUUCUAAAUAUUCUGACUGUCUCUCCGUCUCCACCAGAUGCUGAUCUACAGAAGGAUGAAGUCACAUUAACCUGCUCUCUGUGGAGAUACAGUAACAUUAAUCCUUGUAAACAGAGCAGCUUCCGCUGGUUGGAUGAUGAAGGAACUGAGCUGCAAGAUGAAAGUGUUAAUUUCUACUUCAGACAGACAAACUGUGUUUCCAGCCUGACUGUAAAACAUCAGAGAGACGACAACAGAAGAUUCACCUGCCAGUUUGUUGAAGGAAACAGUGUGAAGAUAGAAGCUCACUACACACCUGAUUCUACAGACUCCACAGAACCAGCCUCCACAGACUGGUCUCCUCUGAGAGGCUUCAUGUGGACUCUGCGCAUCACAGGACUGAUUCUUCUGAUUGGAAUCACUGUUGUUGUUAUCAGAGGAGGAAGCAAAAAGCAGCUGAAAGACAGCAAAGUUUCUGAAGCUGCUGAUGAAGACGCAGUAACGUAUGAAAAUGUUGGAGAUCUUUCUGCUGCUCCCACACUGCGCUGAGCUUCAGGACAUCAAUGAAAACUCCGACAAACUAAAGAGAAUGAAAAUUAUUUCUGUUUAUCUUCUUUCAUGUUAAACAAUUUAUUUCUUCUGAAGCAUUUAAACUUUAUUUAAUUUGUCUGAGAUAGAAAAAUAUCAUGUCUGACUUUUGGAAACCUUGUAAGAUCUGCUGGAAAUAUGGUUUCAUUUUCUUUAUUUCAGUCAGAUUUGACUAAACAACAUUUCUAACUGUUUCUACUGUUGUCUUUACUGUCUGUUCUUGUUUCUAAGCAGGUUUUCAGUCUCUGAUCACCACAUCUGGACCUUGUUUGUUAUCAUCUUCUUCAGUAUAAAUGCUGCAGGUUUUCCUUUGUUCUCUUCCAGAUGUUCAUCAUUAUUUUCCAUGUAGCUCCACCUCAGCUCUGUUCCUUGUUUAGGUUUUGUUUUUAAUGACCUUGUUACUGCAACUGAUUUAAAAAUACAUGAAUAAAAGAAGGUUGUGAUUUUA